This is a messenger RNA of Agrilus planipennis (emerald ash borer), 624 nucleotides long. Its product is annotated as catalase-like. Gene Ontology annotation, molecular function: heme binding; catalase activity. NCBI's taxonomy places the organism in Eukaryota, Metazoa, Arthropoda, Insecta, Coleoptera, Buprestidae. The record is from RefSeq and is a predicted model, not a curated record. Gene Ontology annotation, biological process: response to hydrogen peroxide; hydrogen peroxide catabolic process. The annotation marks the transcript as partial. The transcript is spliced from 2 exons. Gene Ontology annotation, cellular component: mitochondrion; peroxisome; cytoplasm.
GAUCCUCCAGUAGCAACAACAGGUUCUGGAAUACCAGUUAGAGACAAAACUGCCACUCUUACAGCGGGAUAUAGAGGACCCGUUCUUAUAGAAGACGGAGACCUGCUAGAAGACCUUUCUCAUUUCAAUCGCGAACGUAUUCCAGAAAGGGUGGUCCAUGCGAAAGGUUUUGGAGCAAAAGGUUUCUUCGAGGUAACAAAUGAUAUAACAAAAUACAGUGCCGCCAAGGUAUUUUCUCCAAUGGGAAAGAAAACUCCAGUUGCAGUUCGUUUUUCCAACGCAUUUCGAGAAAAAGGUAAUGCAGAUACAGAUAUCGACCUUAGAGGAUUUGCAGUUAAAUUUUAUACUGAAGAUGGUAUAUGGGAUUUAAUGGCUUUACAUACGCCCGUUUUUGUUGUAAAUGAUCCUAAACUAUUCACCAAUUUUAAUCAUGCAGCCAAAAGACAUCCCGUUACUAACUUAGUAAAUUCAACUACAUUCUGGGACAUGAUAACGCUUAGGCCGGAAUCUACACAUGCUAUAAUGUGGUUGUUUUCACCGGCUACCCUCCCUUGCACAAUGAGGGNCUUAGCCAAGCUUUCGAAUUUAUUCAAAUUCGCGCUAUUAUUAUGUUUGCGAAUGUAA